Messenger RNA from Schistocerca americana (American grasshopper), 1185 nucleotides. It is a transcript of the gene Nup62, whose product is annotated as nuclear pore glycoprotein p62. Gene Ontology annotation, cellular component: nuclear pore central transport channel; nuclear pore. Gene Ontology annotation, molecular function: structural constituent of nuclear pore; phospholipid binding. The record is from RefSeq and is a predicted model, not a curated record. Gene Ontology annotation, biological process: RNA export from nucleus; protein import into nucleus. Lineage: Eukaryota; Metazoa; Arthropoda; Insecta; Orthoptera; Acrididae. Bases 165 to 1130 code for a protein of 321 amino acids. The transcript has 7 exons.
UGAAAUAAUCUUUGGUGUGUUUAUUUGUGGCUUUGCGCGAAGUUGAAAUUGAUGUGCAUUGUAUUUGGUUGUUUAUAAUGAACGUGGUGAACUUUACCUUGCACGUGGAUAAUAACACAUAUUGACGGUAUUAGGCGCAAACGAUACGUUGAAACACUGUGAGGAUGAAUUUUACAUUCGGAACUCCUGUUUCGAAACCUGCUACAGGUUUUACCUUAUCUCUCCCCGCGGCGAGUACUGGCCUUUCUUUCCAGUGGAGACUGACACUAACACCAAAAACUACAGCCACUACGUCAACAGCUGCUGCAUCAGGAACAACAGCACCAGCAGGAACAAGCACAGUGGCGACAACAACCGCUGCUACUGGCUUCAGCCUACCUUCAACUGCAGCAUCUGGCUUCUCCCUCAUCUCAAGUGCCGCUACAUCAACAGCUACAGGAACUGCACCCACGUCCAUUCAGGCUAUAGCAAUAAGCUCAUCUGUACAGGCUGGACUGGGUGCAACCACUGUGGUUUCAAGUGCAGCAGGUACAACUUCCUCUCUUAACUUCAGUCAGCUUGAAGAAAACAUAAACAAAUGGACUCUGGAAUUAGAGGAACAAGAAAAAGUUUUCAUGAAUCAGGUUGUGCAGAUUAAUGCAUGGGACCGCAUGCUUAUUUCUAAUGCUGAAAAGAUUGUGAAUUUGAAUAGUGCUGUGGAACAAGUCAAGCUAGAGCAGCAACAGCUGGAACAUGAGCUAGAUUUCAUUGUGGCUCAGCAGCGAGAACUGGAAGAAUGCUUAGUUCCUUUGGAAAAAGAACUUGAGAACACUAUUACUACAGGAAUAGAUCCAGAGCGGGAGCGAACUUACGAUUUGGCUGAGAAUCUAGAUUCUCAGCUUAAACAGAUGUCGGAAGAUCUCAAGGAACUUAUUGAUCUGUUGAAUGAAAUGAAUCGCAGUGGCAAGGAUUCAAAUGAUCCGUUUGUGCAAAUUGGCCGGAUUUUAAAUGCUCAUAUGAACUCUCUGCAAUGGAUUGAUGAAAACACUACUCAGCUCGCAACUCAGAUCGAACAAGUAUCAAAACUGCAUGACAUACUCAAAAGGGAGAAUGAACGAUCUUUCCAUCUUACUUAUGAUAAAGAUUAUUAAACUCUGUACAACAAACCACUGUGAUUAUGUUUUUCAAUAAAAAUUCAGAAAUUAA